Molecule: messenger RNA, 1671 nt
Organism: Xiphophorus couchianus (Monterrey platyfish)
Lineage: Eukaryota; Metazoa; Chordata; Actinopteri; Cyprinodontiformes; Poeciliidae
Gene: tor1
Product: torsin family 1
Exons: 5
Coding region: 128-1117 (329 amino acids)
Biological process (GO): protein localization to nucleus; nuclear membrane organization
Cellular component (GO): endoplasmic reticulum lumen; nuclear envelope; endoplasmic reticulum
Molecular function (GO): ATP hydrolysis activity; kinesin binding; ATP binding
Source: RefSeq, a predicted model, not a curated record
ACGAAGCUCAAAAAAUGACGUAGGCGGAAGCGCCCGUUGCAGGCUUUCCGUCGUUUCUUUUUCUCGUGCUCUACCAUUUUAUGACACAAAAACGUCUUAUGUCGGAAAUAACCCUUGUGGCUCGACAAUGAAGGCUUCGCAUAUCUGUUUGUGGGUGACACUGGCGUUCAGCGGGUUGGUGAGCGCGUUUGAUCCGAUCACAACAACGGUGGUGGUCGGUUUCGGGGCCGCGCUGGGGCGGGCUAUCUUCAAAUACUUCAAGGAAACGUGCGAUCCAAAAUGGAUAGCCUAUAACGCAACAGGGCUCAAGACGGACCUGGACUGCAAGCUGUUCGGACAGCACAUUGCAUCCCGCAUCAUCUUAAAAGCUGUGAACGGCUUCAUGAGCAACACGAACCCGAAGAAGCCCCUGGUGCUCUCUCUCCACGGGUGGACCGGCACCGGGAAGAACUUUGUGAGCCAGCUCAUCGCCGAAAGCGUUUUCGCCGAAGGAAUGCACAGCCGCUUCGUCCACGUGUUCACGUCCACACUUCACUUCCCACACGCGGAGCACAUAGCCACCUACAAGUCUCAGUUGCAGCAAUGGGUCAGAGGCAAUGUGACCAACUGUGAGCGCUCCAUGUUCAUCUUUGACGAGAUGGACAAGAUGCACCCGGGCCUGAUUGACAGCAUUAAGCCAUACCUGGACUAUUAUGACAAGCUAGACGGGGUUUCUUAUCGGAAAUCCAUCUUCAUCUUCCUCAGCAACGCAGGAGGAGAUGGCAUCAUCCAGACGGCUCUGGAAUUCUGGAAAGCGGGAAAAAAUCGAGAAGAGAUCGAGCUCAAAGACCUGGAAACGACACUCUCGCUGUCCGUGUUCAACAACAACAAAAGCGGCUUCUUUCGUACAAGUUUGAUCGACAAGAACCUGGUGGACUUCUUCGUUCCCUUCCUGCCUCUGGAGUACGAGCACGUGGUACAGUGCGCCAUGGCUGAGAUGGAAGCCAGAAACCUCAAACCGAACCCCGACGUGGCGGACAUGGUGGCCAGGGAUUUGGUCUACUUCCCCAAAUCUGAGCGAGUGUUCUCCGUCAAAGGCUGCAAGACGAUAGAGAGCAAACUGGACUUCUACACAUAGAUGUGCGCAUCUGAAGGACGUGAAAACGAGUCACUAAGUGCACUUUUUUUUUUAGAAAAAGAACUUUGCAGCCAAAAUGACUAGAGACAGGAAGCCAGUCUGGCUGAAGAGAGUUAAGUGAAGAUUUCUCUGUCUGACCUUGUGGCCAUCAAGCCAUCAGGAGGCCUUCUCACUUACACUCAGCGCCAGCCGGAUGAAAUAUUCAAGCGGUCAGAGUGAUUUGUCGCUUGCUAAGGAGCUUAACCUCUGCUUUUAUGUCGCCAGUCUCGGACGGUUGUGUUUGCUUGCAAAAACUCUUAAAUAUUGAUUUCCUUUUGGAGCCGUUCUCUGACGUGUUCUUGACGCGAACGAACUGCCUUAAAUCUUUAUCUCAGUUUCUAGUAGAAUUUUUACAGAUCAACAGCUGUUCAUUUACCUCAAUAAACGAGCAGCUGGUGGUGUAGGUUGGGUGAAAACAGGAAGUCUUUUAUUCUGCACUGUUAAACCUCACUGCACUGCAAAGAUUACAUCAGUGAAAUGAAGUGUUGUAACGUGAUUUGUUUUUAAGAAACUCA